GAGACAAACAAACGUGGAUCUCAGCAGCGAGGGUGAGCGCGUGUCAGGCGAUGAUGAAAUCAUGAAAUGAAAUAGAAAAAGAGAUAGGGAAGAGAGAGAGAGAGAAAGCUAGCAGAGAAAGAAAAAGAAAGAGAGUCGACAGAGAGAAGCAACAAUCAAACAUUACUCAACAAUCUCUCUGAUCUGACUAUUCAGAUAUAGUAACCCAAGUGCUGUAGAGCUAUUGAAAUGAGGAACCCGAUAGCAUCAUCAUCAACGAACAAGAAGAAGAGCAGUACUACAACUGGUAAUGAAAAUGGCACGACUGUUACUACUACUCCGUGCUGCAGCAAAGUUGGGUUGAAGAGAGGGCCAUGGACACCGGAGGAAGACGAGGUGUUGGCCAGUUUCAUAAGGAAAGAAGGCGAAGGUCGCUGGAGAACGCUUCCAAAAAGAGCCGGCCUCCUCCGCUGCGGUAAGAGCUGCCGCCUCCGCUGGAUGAACUACCUCCGCCCCUCUGUCAAACGCGGCCAGAUCGCCCCCGACGAAGAAGAUCUCAUCCUCCGCCUUCACCGCCUCCUCGGCAACCGGUGGUCUUUGAUAGCGGGAAGAAUUCCGGGAAGAACUGAUAAUGAGAUAAAGAACUUCUGGAACACCCAUCUCAGCAAGAAGCUUAUCAGCCAAGGGAUUGAUCCAAGAACCCACAAGCCUCUCAACCCAGAACUAUCUAUUCCCUCUUCUUCCACUACUCCACCACCACCACCACCUUCCAAGCCUCUUCCUGUGAUCACAAAUCACCAAACACUUCAUGAAACUACUACUCAUCAUCAUCUCAAUAUUGCUAGUGUCAACCAAGAAUGUGAUGAGGGUCAAUAUCAAUAUCAACAACCUCAAGCAGUAGCUGCUGCUGCAUAUAUGGUAGCUAAUGAUAUUCCUGAUGAUGAUGUUCCUUCCAUGGGUCAUCUACUUGCCAACAACAACAACAACCAGGACUACAAUGAUAUCAAUUAUUGUUCUGAUGAUAUCUUUUCUUCCUUCCUCAAUUCUCUGAUCAAUGAGGAUGCUUUCUCUGCCCAGCGCCACCUGCAAUCGGAGCAUCAUGAUGACCUUGCACAGGAUCCUGUAACUUCAUCAACACCACAAGGUUAUAAUGGCAUUGGUGUUGCAUGGGAAUUGCCCCUCAUGCCUGCUAAUUUCAGCCAAAAUGAACACAGCCAUGAGGUUGAUGAUCAUCACAAAUAGCAAGCAUAUAUAUCUAGUGCAUGUUGAUUAAUUGCAGUUGGUAAUUAAAUGCUUCAUCAGAUCCAUAUAGAUACAUACCAAGACUACUGGGAUUUAAAUAUGUAUU
Lotus japonicus is the source of this 1327-nucleotide messenger RNA. Its product is annotated as transcription repressor MYB5-like. Bases 229 to 1221 code for a protein of 330 amino acids. NCBI's taxonomy places the organism in Eukaryota, Viridiplantae, Streptophyta, Magnoliopsida, Fabales, Fabaceae. The transcript is spliced from 2 exons. The record is from RefSeq and is a predicted model, not a curated record.